GCAUCACAUUGCAGUCACUCGCGCCUUCACGUCAACAACUUGAAAUCCAACUUGAACAUUGCGACACCAACAAAACCGCCUCGUCUGCCUGUUCUGCCUGUUUUCAAAACAACUCUCUUCUACUUUCAAAUCCUUCUUCAUCACUACUCUUGCCUCGUCCCAGAUCCACAGAGUAUCACACUCACUGAUCAAUCUAUUCUUCGACUCAACCAAACCAAGUUACGCUCGCAACCACAAUCAUGUCUGACACCGGCCGUAAAGAUUUGACCGAUCAAGUCCAGCAGAAGAUCACUCCUGACUCGCAGAAGUCUACCUUUGACAAGACCAAGGAAUCUGCCUCGGGUACUGCAGACAACGUUGCAGGACUGGUUCAGCCAGGCGACAGCAAAUCCACCACCCAGAAACUGUCUGACGAGACCCGUUCCAACGCCAACACUGCUGGUGAUAAACUGUCCGGAGCAACUCAGAAUGUCCAAGACACCGCCUCGAGCUACGCAGACAAGGCUAAGGCCAAUACUGGAUCGGCUCAAGACACAGGCAAAGACUACUUGAACAAGGCUCAAGGCACCACGGUCGACUACACCCAGCAGGCCAAAGAGACGGCAUCGGAUUACACCCAAAAGGCACAGGAGAACGCCGGAGCCGCUCAAGACACCGGCAAGAGUUAUCUGCAACAAGCGCAAGGCACUGCGGCCGAGUACACUCAGAAAGCCCAGGAGACUGCAGCGGACUUGACUCAGAAGGCACAAGAAACCGCAUCCGGCACCGCUCAGCAGACGCAAGAGACUGCAUCCAACGUUAGCCAGAAGGCCAGUGAGAAUGUCGGUGCAGCCCAGGAGACCGGCAAGGGAUACUUGCAGCAAGCCCAAGACACGGUUGCCAGCGCUCUCAACACUGCCAGUAAGACUGCAGCAGAUCUUGCCGACAAAAUCUCGAGCGAGAAGAAGUAAACCUUUCUGGUCAAAGAUAUGACCUCUUCGACGGCCGCAUACGAAGGAGAGACAAUGGGAUACCCCUGCACUGAUGUAUGAACAUUGACAUUGAUGUUUAACGAAUUACCGCUCCUUGACCCAGACCAUGAUGGCGAAUCAUCGAGGGUUUAUGGAGGAUGACCACUCCUAGUUUACUUCAACAAUGAAUUAGUAUUGCUCCUGAA
This is a messenger RNA of Exophiala dermatitidis NIH/UT8656, 1156 nucleotides long. RefSeq lists its product as uncharacterized. The transcript has 4 exons. NCBI's taxonomy places the organism in Eukaryota, Fungi, Ascomycota, Eurotiomycetes, Chaetothyriales, Herpotrichiellaceae. The record is from RefSeq and is a predicted model, not a curated record. The coding region runs from base 240 to 950 and encodes 236 amino acids.